Messenger RNA from Aethina tumida (small hive beetle), 3246 nucleotides. RefSeq lists its product as uncharacterized. Bases 152 to 2638 code for a protein of 828 amino acids. NCBI's taxonomy places the organism in Eukaryota, Metazoa, Arthropoda, Insecta, Coleoptera, Nitidulidae. Gene Ontology annotation, molecular function: RNA binding. Gene Ontology annotation, biological process: regulation of RNA splicing. The record is from RefSeq and is a predicted model, not a curated record. Gene Ontology annotation, cellular component: ribonucleoprotein complex; nucleoplasm. The transcript has 3 exons.
CAGACGACAAACGUCACGUCAAUAAUCUGUGAAAAUUCCAUAAAAACAAACUAAAUAGUUGAUCAAGAUUAUAAUAUUAAAUCGAUUUGAUUGUAGAUACUAUUAAAGAGGUUUUCGGGUGAAGAUUGGUACAUAAUUCGGCGAGGUGACGAUGAGCGUCAUUAUUCGCCUGCAGAACCUGCCGUGGUCGGCAAAUGCACUGGAUAUAAGACAGUUUUUCCAUGGUCUAAGCAUACCUGAAGGUGGCGUCCACAUCGUAGGAGGAGAGUUAGGCGAUGCCUUUAUUGCCUUCAGUACCGACGAGGACGCCAGACAGGCAUUCAACCGCAACAAUGGCAAAAUCAAGGAGAUUCAAGUCAAACUCAUGCUCAGCUCCCGCACUGAAAUGCAACGGGUGAUCGAGGAGGCGAGGGCGCAGACCUACGCGGCUUUUAUGAACACCGCGCCCGCCCAAAUUCCCGCCGCCGUUCCUCCAAUACUACCCGCCGCCGUUCCCGAUUUUCGAUCUGACCGCGAUAAGGAUAGGGACUCGAAGCGCCGACGCUCAAGAUCUCGAUCGUGGGAGAGGAGUGAUAGGUCGAGGGACCGUUCUAGGGAGAGGGAUGGUAGACGGGAUCGCAAACAUAGAAGUAGAAGCAGGUCAAGGUCGAGGGAGAGGCGGGAGCGCAGAAGGCGGGAUAGGAGUAGGUCCAGGUCGAGGGAUCGGGAUCGUAGCGACAGGAGAAACAGCAGAGACCGCCAGGAGAGGUCGCAACCAAAUUAUAACAGAGGAGAUAAUAAACAGCCAUGGAGCAAUCAACAACAGGCUGAUAUGUUGACGCAGGCAGUCAAUCAGGGUCAGCCCGUUUUUUCGACAAUGACUGCCGAAGACCAAAGACAGAAAUUAAAUUUAAAUCAACUAGGAAACAAUAAACAGCCUGGUAACAAUUUUAAUGCAAACUUCAAUGGCAAUCAAACCCAACAGAAAAACAACUGGACUCCGAAUAAUUUCAGUAAUCCUAGUACUCAACGAACUUUCCUAACCAAGCCAGAGUUUAUGAGUGCAGAUAAUCCGAGGCCCUCUUUAAAUAAAAUAGGAGAAAAUCAGAAAAAUUUCUUCAACAGAAAUGACAACUUUGCCUCCAAAAAGAAGGGCCUAUUGAGCCGAAGCAGUUCUGACUCUGACUGUUGUGUAAAGUUGAACCCCUUUUUUGGCGGUUAUGGCGAUAUUAGAAGGUUCUUUCAAGGAUUGUUUAUUAGCAACAAAGGUAUUAAAUUAAUAAACGACGAGACGGGGCACAGAACUGGAUUGGCUUAUGUUAAGUUUGGACAUGCUCAGGGCAGAGCUGACGCUCUUUUAAAAGAUGGCAAAAUGAUGAAGGGAAUUCAGGUGGAAGUGAAGCCUUUGGAUGAUGAUGAGUUUGAAGAAGCUGUAGACAGAUACGUACCUGAAGGAAUGGAAAGCGAUAUAAUUCCAGACGAUGUCGAUGUUUAUCGAAACAACUGGUCGAAGGGUUACACAAAAUAUUUUAAUCAAUCAAAUGUUCCAGAAGAUUUUCGUUGUGUGGUGAUAGAUGACUUGCCUACUUAUUGCAAAGAACAAGAUAUACUUCACAUGUUUUCAAUGCAUGCAUUAACUUCGGUUAUUCUUACAACUAAGCCCAAGGGCGGCCACAUUGCAUACGCUCAAUUUAGUAAUAGGGAGGAAGCUCAAAAAGCUUUAGAAGAAGUAGAACAUCACGUAGUUAGCGGAAAGUCCGUUACAGUGAGACCCUGCUCCGAUGAGGAGUUCCAAAAAAUUAAUAAGCAACAUGACGUAGACAUUAGUGGGUUUAAAGUCAGUGUUCAGGACAUCGGAACUGAAUGUGUUAUUGUGUCCAAUCUGCCAAUAAAAACCAAUGACAGGGACGUAGCCGACUUUUUCUCUGACAUCGGUGUAACGCCAUUAAAAAUUAACUUUGUUCCUGGAUCAGCCGGAAAAGCGUGCUGUGAAUUCGAAACGUCUGAAGAAGCUACCAAGUCAAUUAAGAAAGAUAACACUAGUUUCGGUAAUACAAACGUGUCGGUUAAGCCAAUAAGCCGCAACGAAAUGAUGAAGCUCCUAGGAAUGAAUACGUCCACAUCGUCUGACCCAAAACCCCCCAAAAUAAUUCCCCCAAACAUGAACCAACAAAACAAUAGAAUGAAUAUUAACUUAAAUGAUGACCCAUCUAAGAGGCCUAUGCCGUUCAUGGAUAUGAAUCCUAGAAUGGAACGUCCCAAUUUCCACCCUAGGCCGUUUUUCAAUAGAAAUUUCAACGGUCCAAUGUUCAGGGGUGGACGAGGUGGUCCACGAUUCGGUCCAAGAGGCAUGGGACCGAGGUUCACCUUCAACCCUCCCCCACCCCGCAAUGACAUGAACGAUGACCAUCAGGCUCCGGAAGGAUGCACUGUCUAUAUGAACAAUGUUCCUUACAAAGCUGGUACCGGUGAAAUUUUAGAAUUUUUCGACGGUUUCGACAUCAUUAAUAACCAAGUUAGCAGAAGGUUUAAUCACAAUAACACGCCGAGUGCUGAAGCACGGGUGGUUUUUCGAAAUCCAGAUGAAGCAUACAGGGCCGUGCAGGAGAGAAACGGCGAAAAAAUAUGGGACAGAGCUAUAUUCUUAAAGCAAAGUUAAAGAUUGUUUGAUAUGCAUUUUUUAGAAAUAUCGUUUUUAGUUAUUUCCAUUUUGUAUAAAACAAUAGUAAUGUAUAAAUCUAGCAUAAGUUUAUUAAUUAAACGAGUAAGUUAUUGUUUAAAAUAACUUUAAAUUAUUUUAUUGUUUAUGACCAAGAAAAGAUAAGGCAAUAAAUGUCCAUUACUGUGCAAUCAAGCCAUAAUAUAUAAAUUUAAACUUUAUAUAAACACAAUACAUAUCCGAUUAUUGUUUGUCGCUCAAAUUAAAUUAUUAUGAAACCAUUUGACAUCAAUAUGUAUGUGUAAAUGGACUGAUUAUGAGCGUAAACGGCAAUCAAUAACAAACCUCUCAGUUGAAGUUUGUAAAUCCCAUCAAGAAAUAAAAUGUAGUUUUAAGUUUUAAUGGCAACUUAUAUUAGUCUUGCUGUAAGUGGCUGUCUAUAACAAUUGUUUGCAAACAAGAUGAUUUAUAAUUUGGAAUUCAAUAUUUCCAAGAUUAUUGUAUAAAUUUUUGCAUUCUACUAAAUUAGUAGGCCCUUUUUGUAUAAACCAUGGUGGUUAAGUAUUUGUAUAUUGGAUGCACACGAAAUAAAGCUUCUUUUAAUUAUG